UUCCCAGAUUCCCGGUGACAGCGACCUCUAGCGGUCACGAGCUGCGCUUGCGCAUUCGGAGCGCAGACCUCCAGAGCGACCUGUCUCUUUAAGGUGGUGUCAAAGCCGAUUAGCGUUGAUCUCUGCCGUGAUUCCGUUUGCACCGUCUGUUCCCGGAGUCAGUUUCUGCUCCGCGCGCCUCGCUUUGAUCUUUUCGCGUUGUUAUCCCGCGCGCAGAGUCGCGCGGUAACGCGUCGCUCUGAAGUUUCCAGCACGCGCACCUCUUGAAGCCCUUUCGGCUGCAGAGGAGCCCCGCGCGCUCGUCCAACUUUUUCUACCAUGGUAAGCCUGGAUUACCUUUUCCAGCAGAUAUAUUAUCCGCCUUCUCUUUGAUAUCCGUUAGCUAGAAAUUACGCCUGCUGCGGCGCGCGCGCUGAGAUGUGAAGGUCUGCUGCUGCACGAGAAAGUUUCCAAAGGCGCGUAAAAUGCAGAAGAGCGUGCGCUACAAUGAGGGCCAUGCGUUGUACCUGUCUCUGAUCGCGCGUAAAGAGGGCACCAAGCGCGGCUUCCUGAGCAAGAAGACAACGGAGAACAGCCGCUGGACCGAGAAGUACUUCGCUCUCCACCAGAACCUGCUCUUCUACUUCGAGAACGAGCAGAGCACGAGACCCUCAGGUAUAUACCUGCUGGAAGGAUGCACGUGCGAGCGCACACCUGCACCUAAGGUCUCCGCCAUCAGCAAGGAGCCCACGGAGAAACAGCAGCACUACUUCCUGGUCAUUUUUGGCCACGAUGGACAAAAACCUCUGGAGCUGCGGACGGAUGAGGAGUCGGAUUGUAACGAGUGGGUGGAAUGCAUCCAACAGGCCAGUUACUCCGACAUCAUCAUCGAGCGUGAGAUCCUCAUGCAGAAGUACAUCCACCUGGUCCAGAUCCUGGAGACGGAAAAGAUCGCAGCCAAUCAGCUUCGCACUCAGCUGGAGGACCAGGACACGGAGAUCGAGAGGCUCAAAGCGGAGAUUGUAGUGUUGAACAAGACGAAGGAGCGCAUGCUGCCUUACCAGAACAACCAAGAGGAGGAAGACCCCGACAUCAAAAAGAUCAAGAAGGUGCAAAGUUUCAUGCGUGGUUGGAUCUGCCGGAGGAAGUGGAAGAUCAUCGUCCAGGACUACAUCUGCUCUCCUCACGCAGAGAGCAUGAGGAAGAGGAACCAGAUUGUGUUCACCAUGGUGGAAGCAGAGGCGGAGUACGUCCACCAGCUCUCCAUCCUGGUCAACUGCUUCCUCAGGCCGCUCCGCAUGGCCGCCAGUUCCAAGAAGCCUCCCAUCAGCCACGACGACGUCAGCAGCAUCUUCCUCAACAGUGAAACCAUCAUGUUUCUGCAUGAGAUCUUCCACCAGGGGCUGAAGGCUCGGAUUGCAAGCUGGCCAACGUUAGUUCUGGCGGACCUCUUCGACAUCCUGCUGCCCAUGCUGAACAUUUACCAGGAGUUUGUGAGGAACCAUCAGUACAGCCUUCAGGUUCUGGCAAACUGCAAGCAGAACCGGGACUUUGACAAGCUGCUGAAGCAGUACGAGUCCAACGCCGCCUGUGAGGGUCGCAUGCUGGAAACCUUCCUCACGUAUCCCAUGUUCCAGAUUCCUCGGUACAUCAUCACUCUCCAUGAACUGCUGGCGCACACGCCUCACGAGCACGUGGAGCGCAAGAGCCUGGAGUUUGCCAAGUCCAAACUGGAGGAGCUGUCAAAGAUGAUGCACGACGAGGUGAGCGACACGGAGAACAUCCGGAAAAACCUGGCAAUCGAAAGGAUGAUCGUUGAAGGCUGCGACAUCCUGCUAGACACAAGCCAGACCUUCGUCAGGCAAGGUUCUCUGAUCCAGCUGCCGUCCAGCAGUGAACGGGGCGUGCUCAGUAAAGUCCGGUUGGGUUCGCUCUCCCUGAGAAAGGAAGGGGAAAGGCAGUGUUUCCUGUUUACUAAACACUUCCUCAUCUGCACACGAACGUCGGGAGGGAAGCUUCACCUGCUGAAAGGGGGAACGUUGUCGCUGAUUGAGUGCACGCUUAUCGAGGAGCUGGAUGCCAGCGAUGAAGACUACAACGCGGCGGGACAAGGCUUCAGCCACCUGGAGUUCAAAAUCGUGGUGGAGCCGGCAGACGGUCAGAGCUUCUCGGUCGUCCUCUUGGCUCCUUCCCGCCAGGAAAAGGCCGCCUGGACGAGCGACAUCAGCCAGUGCAUCGACAACAUCCGCUGUAACGGCCUGAUGACCAGCGUGUUUGAGGAGAACUCCAAGGUUUCUGUGCCGCACAUGAUCAAGUCGGACGCCCGGCUGCACAAAGACGACGUGGACAUUUGCUUCAGCAAGACGCUGAACUCCUGCAAGGUGCCGCAGAUCCGCUACGCCAGCGUGGAGCGUCUGCUGGAGCGCCUGACCGACCUGCGCUUCCUCUCCAUCGACUUCCUCAACACCUUCCUGCACACCUACCGGAUCUUCACCACCGGCGCCGUGGUCAUCGACAAGCUGGCCGACAUCUACAAGAAGCCGUUCACCUCCAUCCCCGUGAGGGUCAUGCAGCACUCAUACGACCGUCUGUCCAUCAUGUCCCUCUGUCCCGACUACAGUCUGAAGAUCACCCAGCUGGCUCUGGACCAGUCCAAGUCUCUGGAGGUCUUCUUCGCCACCAACCAGGGGGCUUGGGGGGCGGACCCCCUCAACAACAAAUCCCCGAGGCUCUGUCGCAAGUUUUCCUCCCCUCCCCCCCUCUCCAUCCCCUCCCGCACCUCCUCCCCGGUCCACUGCCGCAAACUCUCCCUCAGCUCCCCGAUCAGCAUCAAAGUGGGUGCGUUGGAUUUGUCCACCUCGCCGUCCUCCUCCGCAGCCAAUUCCCCCACCUCCUCCCACAGCCCCUCCAUCUCCUCGUCUCCUCCCGGUUCCUCCAGACCGCCCUCGGGCCUCUACUCCCCUCCGCCCACCGCCAUCCGCUCCCCCAGCCUCCCGCAGGCCUUCGGCGUUUCCUCUCCGCCUCCUGGCUCCACCAAAGCCCCCCUGGACCUCAGCCGGGGUCCCAGCUCUCCGGAGCUGAGCCCGGCUGCAGCAGAGGACGUGAGCGGAGAGCUGCCUCGCCUCGACGCCUUCUGUGGGAAGCUGAGGCGCAGCAUUCGCCGAGCCGUUCUGGAGUCGGUGUCUUUGGACAAGUUCAUCCCAGAGUCUCCGUCCAGCGGCGAGCCGGGAGACCUGUCUCCCUGCCGCUCUCCGUCCACGCCGCGGCAUCUCCGCUUCCGGCAGAGUGGAGCCGCGGCGGCCGAGGGUUCGCGCAUGUCGCCGGCCUCGGCCUUCGCCAUCGCCACAGCCGCCGCCGGUCACAGCAGCUCGCAGGGUUUUAUGAACUCUGAGAAAGGAUGCGACAAAGAGUUCAUCAUCCGCAGAGCUGCUACCAACAGAGUCCUGAAUGUGCUGCGACACUGGGUCUCCAAACACUCCCAGGACUUUGAUAUGAACAGCGAGCUGAAGACGGGGGUGAUGAGUCUUCUGGAGGAGGUCCUGAGAGACCCUGAUCUGCUGCCUCAGGAGCGAAAAGCAACCACCAACAUUUUAAGUGCUCUUUCCCAGGAGGAUCAAGACGACUCUCAGCUGAGGAUAGAAGACAUCCUGCAAAUGAAAAGCUGCCCCCUCCUUCACUUCAUCGCGGCGGAGAGCCCUAAAGUGGAGUGUAUUGAGUCCCUGUCAGCCAUGGAGCUGGCAGAGCAGAUCACUCUGCUGGACCACAUCGUUUUCAGAAGCAUUCCUUAUGAGGAGUUCCUGGGUCAGGGCUGGAUGAAGAUCGACAAGUCUGAGAGGACUCCAUUCAUCAUGAAGACCAGCCAGCACUUUAAUGACAUGAGUAACCUGGUGGCGUCUCACAUCAUCUCUCACACGGACGUGGGCUCCCGCGCCAGCUCCAUAGACAAGUGGCUGGCGGUGGCCGACAUCUGCCGCUGCCUCAACAACUACAACGGCGUGCUGGAGAUCACCUCAGCCCUCAACCGCAGCGCCGUCUACAGGCUGAAGAAGACCUGGGCUAAAGUCUGCAAGCAGACGAAGGCGCUGAUGGACAGGCUGCAGAAGAUCGUGUCGUCAGAGGGACGCUUCAAAAACCUCAGAGAGACUCUGAAGAACUGUAACCCCCCGUGUGUCCCGUACCUGGGCAUGUACCUCACCGACCUGGCCUUCAUCGAGGAGGGAACGCCCAACUUCACAGAGGACGGCCUCGUCAACUUCUCCAAGAUGAGAAUGAUUUCCCAUAUCAUCAGAGAGAUCCGUCAGUUCCAGCAGGCGCCGUACCGGAUUGAGCACCAACCCAAGGUGACCCAGUUCCUUCUGGACAAGGCGGCGGUGAUGGACGAAGACGCCCUGUACGAGGUGUCAUUGAAGCUGGAGCCGCGAGUUCCACCAGGAUGAUCCGUCCGUCCGUUCGUUCUGUCGGCGUGGCAGGAGACGGAGCGGGAAUCCCUGACGCUCCGAAAACUCAGGAGAAACGGUGCCUUGCAGACAUUAGACUCGUAUCUAGUCAACACUCGUAGAAUGAACCCAAGUCUGCCACAAACAGAAGGUUCUGGAUUGUGACUGUAGAAACGGCAGAUCCUCAUGAACCGCCAGCUGAAACAGAGAAGCCGCUUUGCUCCUCCGGAGGUUUGGGAUGUAAAGAUAGAAGAUGUGAUCACAUCUUCUAUCUUCAUGUGGAAAAAAAGAGAGAAAAAGGGUCAAAAGGUUUCCCAUUAAAGCCACAACAAAAACUUUAUGUAUGAAGUUCUCACAUAAUUCAGAGGAUAAACUGAUUAAUAGACCUUUGAAUUUCCACACCUGUUUGCGGCAGACAAACAUGUCCGCACGUUUUAGAAGAAUCAUCAAAGCUCAUUUGUAGGUUUCCUUUUUUGUCAACCGCGCCCACAUUCCUACCAUGUUCCAGCGUUAUCCUGGAGGGGCUUUUGUUUUUAUUUCAGUUGCAAACUUUUGCCACAUGGGGGUGCUGCCGCUCUUUUUUGGCGCCCACGUUUACGUCAAUUUGGCAAAAUCUAAAAUGUUUGCGUAGAUUUGGCUUCUCAUUGCUAAUAUUGUGCAGUUUAAGAGUCUUAGUGCUGAACACAAAUGUAACAUUUAAAAAAAAAACAUUUCGUAUAAAAACUUUUCUGCUGAGCGACGGCAGCACGAAUGCUAAACUAGCUGCUAACAUAACACUGAUACUUUUUUCUUUUAAAGUAAUAUUUUCAGUGGUUUCAUCAGGCUGCAUGUUAUUUUAUUCACUUCAGACAUGUUCAACUGAGUUUUUUUGUAAAUACAACUUAUUAUUAUCCCUCUUAACAACUGAUCCAUGUCUUUUCACUUUUUAAUAUUCAACACUUUGUACAUAAAAACCACAUUUUAUAAGGGAGCAGACUGAUAAAUACAUUUGUUCUAAGUGGGUUUUGGGUUUUAUCAGUUUAGUGUUUCUGUAAGUUUAUAUUUUUAAGCUUUAUUUAAUUCAGUGGUUAAAAGAAAAGAAAGUUCUGUCACUGUAAUUUCUGGAAAAUGUCAAUAGAUUUUACAGUUUAUAGCAAGACUAAGUUGUUUGGGUCAAUUUAGGGUCCCUUGUACAGAAUAAUUUGGUUUUUUUUCCAUUCCUGAUGUCGGGAAUCUUUUCUUUCUUGCUAGGAUUUGUUAUCAAAACUUUUGCUUAUUUUUAGAUUAACAUUUUUCCUGAGCAUUUCUGUGUAUUGUACAGGUACUCACAAUCCUGGAGGAAAUAAAACUUUGAAAACAC
This is a messenger RNA of Oryzias latipes (Japanese medaka), 5754 nucleotides long. RefSeq names its product Ras protein-specific guanine nucleotide-releasing factor 2a (gene rasgrf2a). Gene Ontology annotation, cellular component: plasma membrane. Gene Ontology annotation, biological process: Ras protein signal transduction. The record is from RefSeq and is a predicted model, not a curated record. Gene Ontology annotation, molecular function: guanyl-nucleotide exchange factor activity. NCBI's taxonomy places the organism in Eukaryota, Metazoa, Chordata, Actinopteri, Beloniformes, Adrianichthyidae.